ACCUUAGAUUGUAUCCUGUUGGCGUGUUUACCACAUGUCAAUGAAUCGCCACGGAAUGUCACUAACAACAGACAAAGAGGAUAGAGACCCAGUAAAUGUGUUUACAGAGGAAGACUCUGAAGACAAAACAAACUGUUUCGAUCUGGACGACUUUUCCCGCGAGUAUGCCGGGGACAUGUCGGAGUUGGAGGGGAGAGUGUCGGACCUUCGCGACCGGGUUAGACAGAUCAGGGGCACCGGGAGGAGAGUCCGCUGUGAGUUUGACGAUCUGGAGGGAAAGGUGGACAGCAUGCUGAGGGAAACAAGGGGGAUAAAAAAUGGCGUCAAACAGGAAAUGUAUCUCGAAAAGGUGCUGCGUUGUCUGUCAGAGGACCCCUUGAACGACGUCGCGCUGCAGAAGUUCGAGGACGUCUCCGUGUCCCCGACUGUCUCCAGACGGACUGCGCCGCCGCCGAGACCGCCACGACCCGGGAUCCUCAGCCGACUGUUCAGGAAGAGAUCUCAGCGGAAAGUCCGACCAGUUCCCGAGCAGGACGUAGUCGUCUGAGAUAACCUUAAAACUCUUUGUCAUUACUGUAUCAUUUUGAAUGAACGUUGCUUUUUUAUGGUG
Molecule: messenger RNA, 610 nt
Organism: Branchiostoma belcheri (Belcher's lancelet)
Lineage: Eukaryota; Metazoa; Chordata; Leptocardii; Amphioxiformes; Branchiostomatidae
Exons: 2
Coding region: 35-547 (170 amino acids)
Source: RefSeq, a predicted model, not a curated record